Thermothelomyces thermophilus ATCC 42464 is the source of this 1749-nucleotide messenger RNA. RefSeq lists its product as uncharacterized. The record is from RefSeq and is a predicted model, not a curated record. Gene Ontology annotation, cellular component: mitochondrion. The transcript is spliced from 5 exons. Gene Ontology annotation, molecular function: metalloendopeptidase activity; metal ion binding. The coding region runs from base 118 to 1545 and encodes 475 amino acids. Lineage: Eukaryota; Fungi; Ascomycota; Sordariomycetes; Sordariales; Chaetomiaceae.
CUUGGAAGUGAGGCAAAAUUACGCUGCAUACCGUAGUUUUUUGAAGCGAUCGAAGGAGCCAGGACUUUCCUUCAAACCACUCAUUUCCCACACCCCUCCCCUUCCACAUCCGCGUCCAUGGCGUCCCGGAGACUCGCUCUGAACCUCGCGCAGGGCCUUCGCGGCCGCACUGGAGGGCUUUCUGUGCCGUUCAGGCGAGGCCUCGCAACACCGCACUCCUCGCCUGCCAUCAAGACCGAGACUACAACACUCAAGAAUGGCCUGACCGUCGCGACUCAAUACUCGCCCUACGCCCAGACCUCGACUGUCGGCAUGUGGAUCGAUGCCGGCUCUCGCGCCGAGACCGACGAGACCAACGGCACCGCCCACUUCCUCGAGCAUCUGGCCUUCAAGGGCACCACCAAGAGGACACAGCAGCAAUUGGAGCUCGAGAUUGAGAACAUGGGCGCUCACCUGAACGCCUACACCUCGCGUGAGAACACCGUCUACUUCGCCAAGGCCCUCAAUGAGGAUGUCCCUCAGUGCGUCGACAUCCUGCAAGACAUUCUUCAGAACUCCAAGCUCGAGGAGGCCGCCAUUGAGCGGGAGCGCGACGUCAUCCUGCGCGAGGCGGAGGAGGUUGAGAAGCAGCUCGAGGAGGUUGUCUUUGACCACCUGCAUGCCACUGCCUACCAGCACCAGCCCCUGGGCCGCACAAUCCUCGGCCCCCGCGAGAACAUCCGCGACAUUACCCGGACCGAGCUCGUCAACUACAUCAAGAACAACUACACGGCCGACCGCAUGGUUCUCGUUGGCGCUGGCGGUAUCCCCCACCAGCAGCUCGUCGAGAUGGCCGACAAGUACUUCUCCAAGCUCCCGUCUAAGGCUCCCGAGACCAGCGCCUACCUCCUGUCCAAGAAGAAGCCCGACUUCAUCGGCUCUGACGUCAGGAUCCGCGACGACACCAUCCCGACGGCCAACAUUGCGAUUGCCGUCGAGGGUGUCAGCUGGAACGACCCCGACUACUUCACCGCGCUCGUCGCCCAGGCCAUUGUCGGCAACUACGACAAGGCCCUCGGCAACGCUCCCCACCAGGGCAGCAAGCUCAGCGGCAUCGUCCACAAGAACGACCUGGCCAACAGCUUCAUGAGCUUCUCCACCAGCUACAGCGACACCGGUCUCUGGGGUAUCUACAUGGUCACCGACAAGCUCUCGACUGUUGACGACCUGGUGCACUUUGCCCUGCGCGAAUGGUCGCGCCUGUCGGGCAACGUGAGCGAGGCCGAGGUUGAGCGGGCCAAGGCCCAGCUCAAGGCGUCCAUCCUCCUGUCCCUGGACGGCACCACGGCUGUCGCCGAGGACAUUGGCCGGCAGAUCGUCAACACGGGCCGCCGCAUGAGCCCCGCCGAGAUCGAGCGCAUCAUUGACGGCAUCACCGAGAAGGACGUUAUGGACUUUGCCAACAGGAAACUCUGGGAUCAGGAUAUCGCCAUCAGCGCUGUCGGCAGCAUCGAGGGCCUCUUUGACUACGCGAGGAUCCGGGCCGACAUGAGCAGGAACUUUUAAAGGCGAGGAUCAGCUGGUGGUAAAAAAAAAAGGACGAGGAGUUGGGAGAGUUGGGGAUUCGGUUGCGGUGCGGGGAGAGAGAGAGAGAGAGAGAGAGGGGCGCCCGGGUCAGUGUAUUAUAAUCGGUGUUGAAUCCGAGGCCAACACGUGAAAUGUACUGUAGGGGGCGGGCGGGUAGACAUAGAUCAAUCGAUCCUGCUUCUU